AUGCCGCUGAAGAUGUUGAAAUUCGGAACAAAUGUUGAUCUUUCGGAUGAUGUAAAAUGGAAGGCCCAAAUACAAGAACUUUCCAAAAUGCCUCCUUUUUGUCGCAUCAUUGCGGGGUGCAAUAUGCUUUCGCAUCUCGGACAUACGGUUUUGGGAAUGAAUACUACUCAACUGUACAUGAAG
This is a messenger RNA of Cylicostephanus goldi, 183 nucleotides long. NCBI's taxonomy places the organism in Eukaryota, Metazoa, Nematoda, Chromadorea, Rhabditida, Strongylidae. The record is from the annotation of a GenBank genome assembly.